CCAGCCCCCAGAGCUGUGAAAUCAGCCUUACCAAGCCUAUGCUUUGAAAUGAGGAAACAUUCUAGUUGGAAGCCUGUUCAAAAUCAGGAACUUGGCACAAGGGUCCAGGGUCCUGUGUUUCUUCCUUCUCUCAGCCACAUCUCCCUCAUCCGACCUUGGUGAAGAGUCAGUCUUACUUGGCUAAGAAAGAGACUCAGAACGAGAACAUAGUUGGAUGAGACUCUCAGAAGUCACUGCCUGAGUAUCAAACCUGAAUAACCGAGAGAUGUAACCUUGGCAUACUUUCAGUUGUUUUUCUCCUGCCCACACCGCAGGUUUUUCAGGUCCUUGCCUGAGUGUGCACUCACCGCAUAAAUAGCGAGCUAUCAACAGCCUGCUUCAGUCAGCCAGGCUAUUUCAGCAGGCUGGCAACAGAGGAUCCGGCUUCCAGAUCCAGGGCUUGCCUUUGCCACUUCCAAGGAGCAGAAGGCUGCCAGUGGCAGAGCAGUUUGACCAGUCUUAGUAACAAAGGACCACCUUCCCUGGGGACCCUGUCCUGCAGCCUGGGGAAGGGGCCCCCUCCAUUCCUGUGACUCUGGAACCUUGACAGCCCUUUCUUCCUUUGGGGGAGCUGAGAUUGCUGCAGCUCCUGUUAGCAAGUGGCAGCUGCCUGUAGCAAGUCCUGCCUCUGAGGAGGGGUGUGGCCAGAAAGAUGAAAAAGAAGAGACUGUAAUCCAGAAAGAGAAAAACUUAUAAACUGUUCUUACCAAUUUGCCAUCCAGGAGACUGAGCGCCUAGUUCACACUCAUUUAAAGAACAAUAAUCUCCUUGCCCCGCCGGGACCAUGUCGGCGGAGACAGCGAGCGGCCCCACCCAGGACCAGGUUGAAAUUUUGGAGUACAACUUCAACAAGGUCAACAAGCACCCGGACCCCACCACGCUGUGCCUCAUCGCGGCCGAGGCCGGCCUCACGGAGGAGGAGACCCAGGUGAGCCCCGCACGCGCCCCGCGCGCCCGGACCCCUGCCCCCGGGACCCCCGCGCCCCCACCUCGCCGGGGCCGUCUCACGAAUAUGGGAGGUUUCACUCGCCCUCGCCUCCCGCCGCUCGCUGCCCUCCCCCGAUCUUCCAUAGCUUUUGCCCGCACCCCAGGAACCCAGACCCUGCAUCGCUCCCAACGCCGCACCCCAGCUUCGGGGCUCCACGGGGUGCCCCGCCUGGCCCUCCAUCCCCAGCCCGCGGGGCCUCCCCCAGGAGCUGCGUAGA
Molecule: messenger RNA, 1244 nt
Organism: Hipposideros armiger (great roundleaf bat)
Lineage: Eukaryota; Metazoa; Chordata; Mammalia; Chiroptera; Hipposideridae
Gene: HOPX
Product: HOP homeobox
Exons: 4
Coding region: 824-1243 (139 amino acids)
Biological process (GO): regulation of transcription by RNA polymerase II; cell differentiation
Cellular component (GO): nucleus
Molecular function (GO): DNA binding
Source: RefSeq, a predicted model, not a curated record